This is a messenger RNA of Vitis riparia (riverbank grape), 1577 nucleotides long. Its product is annotated as metal tolerance protein 4-like. The record is from RefSeq and is a predicted model, not a curated record. Gene Ontology annotation, molecular function: manganese ion transmembrane transporter activity. NCBI's taxonomy places the organism in Eukaryota, Viridiplantae, Streptophyta, Magnoliopsida, Vitales, Vitaceae. Bases 66 to 1325 code for a protein of 419 amino acids. Gene Ontology annotation, biological process: monoatomic cation transport; transmembrane transport. Gene Ontology annotation, cellular component: membrane. The transcript is spliced from 7 exons.
CGCAUCUGAAGACUUCUUGUCUUGAGAGGAACUCUGAAGCUCCGAAAGGUUGGUUUCGGGUUGAGAUGGACGGUGAUUCGGGUUCGGAACCGAAAUCUCCGCUGUUGUCAAAGAGUGAUGGUUGGAGGUUCAGUGAGAGCCGCAGACGCGGCCGACUCAGUCGCCGGAAUUCAUCAAACUCGCUCAGGAACGAGUUCAUUUCAAGGUUGCCCGAGAAGAUCCGCUCCGGCAUCGACGUCGAGUCUCCGUCUCACCUUGACCUCUCCAAAUCCAAAGGCUUGAGCGAAGGAGAAAAGGAAUACUACGAAAGACAAUGGGCUACACUGAAAUCCUUUAAGGAAGUGGACUCUUUGAUGACAUCGAACUACAUUGAUCAGGAAGACCUUGUAGAACAAGCUGAACAAGCUGAACAAGCCGAACAAGCCCAACAAGAAAUGGCAAUGAGAAUAUCUAACUAUGCAAAUGUCGUGCUGCUUGCAUUUAAGAUAUAUGCUACAAUAAAGAGUGGAUCCAUAGCUAUUGCUGCAUCAACAUUAGACUCAUUACUAGAUCUCAUGGCUGGUGGCAUACUUUGGUUCACUCACCUAUCAAUGAAAAACAUAAACAUCUACCAAUAUCCCAUUGGAAAAUUGCGGGUGCAACCAGUAGGCAUAAUCAUCUUUGCAGCUAUCAUGGCUACUCUAGGCUUUCAAAUAUUGAUCGAGGCUGUAGAAGAACUCGUUAAAGAUAAAGCUUCAGAUAAGAUGAGCUCAGACCAGUUGAUCUGGUUAUACACAAUCAUGUUAUCUGCUACUGCGGUAAAACUCGCACUCUGGCUUUACUGCAGAACUUCUAGAAACAAGAUCGUCCGUGCCUAUGCAAAUGAUCACUAUUUCGAUGUGAUAACGAAUGUGGUAGGCUUAGUUGCUGCUGUUCUUGGAGACAAAUUUUACUGGUGGAUUGACCCUGUUGGAGCUAUUUUCCUUGCGGUUUACACAAUUACCAACUGGUCUCAAACUGUUUUAGAAAAUGCAGUUUCUCUUGUGGGGCAAUCUGCAGCUCCUGAAGUUCUGCAGAAAUUGACGUAUCUUGUGAUAAGGCACCCUCAGGUCAAGCGUAUUGAUACUGUUCGGGCUUAUACCUUUGGAGUUCUUUAUUUUGUGGAGGUUGAUAUUGAACUCCCAGAAGAUUUACCCCUGAAAGAAGCUCAUACCAUAGGAGAGACUUUGCAGAUAAAGAUCGAGAGGCUUCCUGAAGUUGAGCGGGCGUUUGUUCAUCUGGAUUUUGAAUGUGAUCACAAGCCAGAGCACUCUAUUCUCAGUAGGCUGCCUAACAGUCAGCCUUGAUCCUCGGUUGCUGUGGACUCGUCAACUUUUGUUCUUCUACAACACCCUAUCAUCUUCUGCCCCAACUGAGUAUUUGCUAAGCUUUCUUCUUCACAGAAACAAAAAGCCUGCAUUUCAUAGUUGAGCUUGCGCACCAAGAGAUUUAAUUUCUCUAUGUAGAAUCACAGAUGCCAAAGAGAGUAUGUAGAAAACGUUGGUUCUUGUGAAACAGCGAACAAAAAUGAAUUAGUAUCUGAAUUUUGACUGAAUGAA